CGGCGAGCGGCGGAGCGUUCCUGGCAGCCACCAUGAAGCGCCUCAACCUGCUGUGCUGCUGCGUGGCCUCGCUCCUGCUCCUCGGCACGGCAGAUGAAGAUGUCGGCCAUGCCGCCCAACGCCCCUCGUCUGCCGCGCAGCCCCACGUGGAGGAGAUGGCCGCCAAUGGCAGCCCCAAGGAGGAGGAUGGUGGCGGAGCUGCCAACACCUCUGUGCUCACAACCACAGAGGGAGGUGGCGAGAGGGAGGAAGAGCUGAAGGGAGGCCUGAGCGAGGCUGCAGGGCAGGGCCAGGAGGGGCCUGACGGGGCAUCGGGGAAGGAUGCCAUGUUGGGCGGCACUGGAGCAGAGGGAGAGGCUGCCCUGGAGCCUGGCACACAACAUGGCGGCCAGGAGGAGAAGGAGGCUGACACCAAGGGAGUGGCCUCAGAGGGAAAGGAAAUGGAGGAGUCAAGAGCGUCUGCUCCUGAGAGAGGAGAGGAAGAGGGUGAGCAGAGCUCAGAGGAAGAUGAUGAGCAGGGGGAGUCUGAGGAAGAUGAAGGCAAAGCAGAGUCAGAAGAGGAAGGGAAGUCUGCAGAGGAGGGAGAGUCUGAGGAGGAUGGUGCCGGCCCAGAGGGGCUGGAGGACAGAGCUGAAGGGACGGACAAGGAGAAGACUUCAGGGGAAAACAGCCAUGGCGAGGCAGCAGCCGGCAGUGAGGGAGAGCAGAGGGACGGCCCUGCCAGCUGCCAUCACCCACCCUGCGGGGAUGUGGAGCCCGGCUCAGGCAGCAGCAGCCCAGCAGCAGCAGGAGACCCAUCUACAGCAGUGCAGGGAGCAGCAGCAACAGAAGACCCCCCAGCAGCUGUCAAAAUCCCACCAGUAGCAGAGAACCCACCAACAGCAGAAGACCCGCCGGCAGCAGUGGGAGACCCCCCGGCAGACAAGGCGCCAUUAGCAGAAAUGGAGAACCCAGCCAGCCCCAGUGCCCGCCUCGCUGCCGCUGAGCCCCGGCGCAGCCACAUAGAAGAGGUUGAGGAUGCCAGCGAGCCCACCAAGCGCGACCGGUCCCACUUGGAGAACACCCUCAAGCUGAACGAAGACAAACCUGCUGAUGAUGUUUCAGGAGUGCUGCAGCGGCUGAGGAAGAUCUACCACUCCUCCAUCAAGCCCCUGGAGCAGUCCUACAGAUACAAUGAGCUGAGGCAGCAUGAGAUCACAGCUUACCCCGGACGCACCCUGGGCUCCUCUGCCACAGAUGGGGAGAUCACUUCCAAGCCGAUGGUGCUAUUCCUGGGACCGUGGAGCGUUGGCAAAUCCUCCAUGAUAAACUACCUCCUUGGGCUGGACGACACUCCCUACCAGCUCUACACAGGGGCUGAACCCACCACCUCUGAAUUCACUGUCAUCAUGCACGGCCCCAAGCUGAAGACCAUUGAGGGCAUUGUGAUGGCUGCUGACAGCGCGCGCUCCUUCUCACCCCUGGAGAAGUUCGGGCAGAACUUCUUGGAGAAGCUGAUUGGAAUAGAGGUGCCCCACAAGCUCCUGGAGCGAGUCACCUUUGUGGACACACCAGGCAUCAUUGAAAACCGCAAGCAGCAAGAACGAGGUUACCCAUUCAACGACGUGUGCCAGUGGUUCAUCGACAGAGCUGAUCUCAUCUUUGUUGUCUUUGACCCUACGAAGCUGGACGUGGGCCUGGAGCUGGAGAUGCUGUUUCGCCAGCUGAAGGGCCGUGAGUCUCAGAUCCGAAUCAUCUUGAACAAAGCCGACAGCCUGGCUACCCAGGAGCUUAUGAGGGUCUACGGGGCCUUGUUCUGGAGCUUGGCUCCUCUAAUCAAUGUCACAGAGCCACCCAGGGUGUACGUCAGCUCCUUCUGGCCCCACGAGUACCACCCGGAUACCCACAAAGACCUGUUCCUCAAAGAAGAGAUAUCGCUCCUGGAAGAUCUCAACCAGGUGAUUGAGAACAGGAUGGAAAAUAAGAUCGCCUUCAUCCGCCAACACGCCAUCCGGGUGCGCAUCCACGCCCUGUUGGUCGAUCGCUAUCUGCAGACCUACAAGGACAAAAUGACCUUCUUUAGCGAUGGAGAACUGGUGUUCAGAGACAUUGUGGAAGAUCCUGACAAGUUCUUUAUUUUUAAGUCCAUUCUGGCAAAGACCAAUGUCAGCAAAUUUGACCUCCCCAACCGCGAGGCUUACAAGGACUUCUUUGGCAUCAACCCCAUCACCAGUUUUAAGCUGCUGUCUCAGCAGUGUUCCUACAUGGGAGGGUGCUACUUAGAGAAGAUCGAGAAGGCCAUCACUCGUGAGCUUCCCGAUCUGUUGGGAAGCAUUGGCUUGGGGAAGAAGCCCAACGUUCUCUCCUGCGACGUCACCGGCUGUGGCGAAACCCCAAAGAAUCGCUACAAGAAACCGUAAGGUGUUCUGUGCCAUAACCAUCCUCGUGUUCCUACCGGUGAAUGAGCUUAUGUCUUAUCUGUCCAAGAAGCCAUGGUUUGUUAACCCUUUGAGUGCCACACUGGCAAAGGCUACUGUACGAUGAGGACUUUGAGUCAUUGACAUCAAUGGCAGGGGAAGAUGGGUGGGCAUAAGAAAGAGAAUAAAAACUGUGAAUUCCUGACAUUUUAUCUUUGUUCUUUUGCGUAGAAGGCAAUGUUUAGGCUGUAAGUAUGAGAAAUGUGUGGUGAGAUAGAACCGUAGAUGCUUCUUCACUGGCGCCGAGAUGGGCGAACAGGAGUUUCAACCUCUGCAGACGUGAAGCUGGCAGGGAGCAAGAAUGAGGGCACGGCAUGAGAGCACAGGGGACAGCGGUGACACAGAAACCUGGGGCAUCAGCAGGAGCCCUGGGGCACAGCACAAACAUCCUGCAAAUCCCUGCAAAUAUUGAUCCUGGUUUUCCUUCCAAGACUUUUAGGUUGCCUGGUGGAGUUCUCCUUUCACGUAACAGCUGAGCUUAACUUGAUUCUGCAGCCUGGAUGUGAGCCAUAUGAAGGGAUUUGGUCCCUGACACAGAGGGUAAAACUCUGCGAAGGGAAACAGGAAUGGAGGAUCACCAGCCAUGUUCUUUCCCCCACUCUGCUGACCUGUUAUCCCCAGGACAAUCCAGGCAGGUUUCUGUGGUUUGUUCUCCAGGCUUCACCCACGUUAGCUGUGAUUUUCUUGGCUCAUCUCUGUGCAUCGACACUCAGCCCCAGCAGCCCUGGUAGAGUGAGCACUGCUUCGAGAAGGUGAUGUUCCCCUGGGAGCUGACCUCAAGACCCAGCAGUGAAGGCUGGGAGAUUAUGGCUGGUGCUGAGCCCAGUGCAAGCCAUCAAGAGGCCGGUCUGGAUGGAGAUUGGUGCCUUUUGAGCACACCAGCAAUCUGCCAAUGGACCACUAAUGCUGCUCUCCAGGAAAGCUCUGGUGCUGGAGGACUUACCUAUGUUAGGAACAAGAAGACAUGAAGGUGCCAGGUGAGGCAAGAAAAAGGCAAAGGCUAUGAACGAGGGAAAGAGAAUGAAAGACAUGGAAGGCUCUGUUGUGAUGAGGAGGGUGUGAAGGGCAGCACCCAUUGUUUCCCUUUGCCACGUGGGAUGUAAGUGAAGAGAGAAGGUUCGUGGGGCUCCACAUCCCUGGGCACUGGGGCUGGGUGCUGUCAAGAGGUCCCCUGAGCCGAGGUGGGCUUGUGGGACUCCACCCAGGGACUUCCCACGCUCCCUGCCUCUGCGUGGCGGUGGGACUGGAGCUGGACUGGUUACGACGAGACAUCUCUGCAUCCAGGCGUGGGAAGGGGCAUGUCUCAUGGGAGGGGACUGCAGGUAAUGAGUGAAAGCGAGGAAAGGUGUCAGAGAAUGCAGCCGGGAUAGCCCGGAGAGAAGUGAUGCAUUCAUGAGUCAGCGCUGUGAGAUCUCAGACCUGCCCAGAGCUGCUGCCUCCCUUUGCUGUUCCCUUUUCCUUCUUUUACGUGCUCCCAUUGCUCAUCGUCGUCCCUCUCUGUCUCACCCACUCUUUCUCGCCUCUCACUGUCCUCAGCCAGGCAAAUUUGCAUGGUUUUCUUAGGAGCUAAUGGAGUAGAAACACUGACAGAAGUGUGCUCACGUUGUCGCUGUUCCUGCCGUCACGCUGUGUGUCGUUGUCACGGUAAGCAACGCACAUAGAAGCAAACUUUCUAUUUGCAAGUGCUGCAUUGUGCCAUCUCUUUCUCUGCGGUCUUUGUUCCUCUAGAGAUGGUGGGUUCAGUCUGGGGUGCCUCAGGCCCCAUAAGGAGCCCAACCUCUCCCUAUGGCCUCGGGCCCAAAGGCAGCAUUGCUCUGCUCUCAGGAUGCUCCCAUCCUUCUCCCAGACCCUUUCAUUUUGCUCCAGCUUUUCUUCAGCAUUCAUUGCCUUCUCUCCCAUUUACACCCCUCUCUCCUCUUUGCCAUCCACACACCCUGUGCAACCCUACUGUGUGAGGGUCCCAGAUGAGGCUCCUCCAUGAUGGUCACUGUCCCUCCCUAGUAGGGAACAUUGGGGGUUCCCUCUCCCAUGCAGUGCCCCACACAGCACCCCAUGUGAGAGCGAUGGCAACAGUGGCCCAAUGCCAGAGCCAGCCUUGGCCCCAUGCUGGAGGGGUGGGUGACACUGAGCCGGUCCCGGCUGUGGGACUGGUCAGCCCAGACCCUCUCAGCUGUAUUUGGGGAGCUCUGGGAGCUGUGGGAAGGGGAGUAUGGAGACAUUGGUGUUUUGCUUAGAAACCCCAAGCCCCUGUGUCCCCAGCACCAGGGCUGCAGGCAUCUAUCCUGAGAGGGUGCUGGGCAGAUGCUGUUGGGAGUGGCAUAGCUGGGGAACAGGCCUGUGUAGAUGCCCAUGAUCAUGUGCAUUUGGAUGAAACUGUCAGUUUGAACAUCAGCCUGUCUAAUAAAUCCUGAUCUUUUCCAAACUCA
Molecule: messenger RNA, 4882 nt
Organism: Coturnix japonica (Japanese quail)
Lineage: Eukaryota; Metazoa; Chordata; Aves; Galliformes; Phasianidae
Gene: SRL
Product: sarcalumenin
Molecular function (GO): GTP binding
Source: RefSeq, a predicted model, not a curated record